GCUGCGAAAAUGUAAGCAAUCGAUCGCUAUGGCUGAGCGAAAUAUCGAUGCUUCGAUCGAGAUCCAAUGCGCGUGUUGGAUGGAUUGUCUUCGUUCUGGUGAGGAGAUUUAUUUCGCCUCCGGCAGGGCAAUCCGAGGUAUCGCGGGUUGUGGCAGCACUGAAAUCGUGCAAAGAUUUGGACAUCGGGAGGAGGAUUCACAGAGAUGCUGCUGGAAGAGGGCUGGACACGAAUGUUUACGUUGCCGGGAGCUUGGUUUCGAUGUACGCCAAGCACGGGAGCAUGGUGGAUGCCCAAAGGGUCUUUGAUAGAAUGGCUCGUCCAGACGUGGUCUCCUGGAAUUCGCUGAUAUUCGGCUAUGCAAACAACGGGCAUGGAGGUAUGGCUCUGGAUUCUUUUGGACUGAUGCAAAGGAAAGGCUUCGUUCCAAAUGCCAGGACUUUUGUUGCGGCUCUGAAAGCUUGCAGCGCUCUCGCAAGUCAAGAACAGGGUCAGGAGCUGGGUGGAAAAGCUCUAAAAAUCGGAUCUUUGCAGAAGGGUCUCACGAUUUACGACCAAGCUGUGAAGAUCGGCUGUGACUCGGACAUUUUUGUUCCAAAUGCGGCAGUGGAUCUUUUCGCGAAAUGUGGGAGCUUGAAAGAAGCCCGGAGAGUUUUUGACGGUAUGACGCAGCGGGACGUCGUUACUUGGAAUUCAGUCAUGGUGGGACACGGUGACAAUGGUGAACCAGAGUCGGCUCUAGAGUUAUUCCAGGAGAUGAAAGCUCGGGGCUGUCAGCCAAACGCUCGGAGCUACGUUGCUGCAGUGAAGGCUUGCACAAGUCUGGCAUCAAAAGAGGAGGCUGUGCGACUUUCGGGCAAACAUGAAGUAAAAGUUCGCUCACUGGAGAGAGGAAUGGCUAUACACGCCGAAGCUGCUAAAGGUGGUCUCGAGUUGGAGUACUUCGUCGCAAACACGCUGGUGGAUUUCUACGUCAAGUGUGGGAGCUCGGCAGACGCUCGCAGAGUUUUUGACAAGAUGCCACUGCACGAUGUGGUGUCCUGGACGGCGCUGGUGCUGGGCUACGCUGAAAAUGGUGAAGGCAAGGUGGCCUUGGAUCUCUUCGAGGACAUGCAACGUCGGGGCUGUACACCGAAUGCUUGGACCUUCCUCGCCGCUCUGAAGGCCUGUAGCUGCGUGGUGGCUGUCGAGUACGUCAAAGCAGUCCUCGCGGAUAUCUACAGCUCUUCUUUGACACACUCUGCAAAACAAACUCCAUCACCUGGACUUCGAUCAUAUCUGGAUACACUUCGCAAGGGGACGCAGAGAACGCCUUUGUUUUUUUCAAGAAGAUGCGAGACGAAGGGAAAACGGUACUUCGAGAUGAUGAGCACCGACUAUGGUUUAACUCCCGGGAUCCAGCACUACACCUGCAUGGUGGAUAUCUUGGCCAGAGCAAACGAACUAGACGCGGCAGUGGCAAUGGUGAAAACGAUGCCUUUCGAAGCGGACUCUGUGACAUGGAGGACGGUUUUAAGCUCUUGCCGGAAGUGGAAAAACUUGGAGAAAGGAAAGGUCGCGUUUGAGGCUCUGGUUAAGCUGGAAGAGGGCGACGUCUCGGCCUAUAUGCUGAUGGGAAGCAUCUACGGCAGCCAGGGAAUGUGGGAGGAGCAGAGCCGAGUCGAGGCAAUGAGAACGAGAGCUCGAGCGUGGAAGAAGUUUGAGCCGGCACAGAGCUGGUGGGUCGAUCCAGCGGGAAGAGUUCACUCCUUUUUAGCUGCUGGAGAGAAGAAUCAUCCGCAGAGGGACGAGAUCCAGGCGAAGCUGAGCAGCCUUGUGCUGAGAAUGAAGGACCAAGGCUACGUUCCAGACUUUGGAAGCUUGAAUAACGCCAGCAGCAGGAUUUCUAGCGAGGAGAAAGAGGACGCUUUGUGCGGGCACAGCGAGAGGCUAGCGAUCGCUUGCGCGCUCAUCAACACGGCCCCAGGCGCGACGAUCAGAGUGACCAAGAAUCUGAGAGUAUGCGACGAUUGCCACAGGGCGAUUGGAUUGAUCUCCAAGAUCGAGCAGCGGGCGAUAAUUUGCAGGGACGCGAGCCGCUUCCAUUCUUACAAAGAUGGAGCGUGCUCUUGUAACGAUCACUGGUAGAAAUCGGGCGCUAACGUUAACGCGCCAGUUUUAAAAUUUGAAACUAAGCAUAUUUUUUAUGCUUCCAA
Molecule: messenger RNA, 2194 nt
Organism: Selaginella moellendorffii
Lineage: Eukaryota; Viridiplantae; Streptophyta; Lycopodiopsida; Selaginellales; Selaginellaceae
Product: pentatricopeptide repeat-containing protein At5g16860-like
Exons: 3
Coding region: 48-2126 (692 amino acids)
Biological process (GO): RNA modification
Molecular function (GO): RNA binding; zinc ion binding; protein binding
Source: RefSeq, a predicted model, not a curated record